Molecule: messenger RNA, 1134 nt
Organism: Protopolystoma xenopodis
Lineage: Eukaryota; Metazoa; Platyhelminthes; Monogenea; Polystomatidea; Polystomatidae
Source: the annotation of a GenBank genome assembly
AUGCCACUGGCUGGCUCUCAAAACCGGUUUUUCUCAGUCCCAUCGGAACUCGAGGGCUUGUCUUCUUGUCUGUCCGCGAAGGAGGACGACGCCCUGCCCAACUCUGGUACUGGCGAUGGCAAUUCACUCGUUCACUUUCCUUUCAUGAAACGUCACUCGGUCUGUCGGUCUGUCGUCUUGUUGUCCUGCGCCUACUCGGCCCUCCAUGUGGACGGGCUAGCGGCCAAUUUGGGGGUUGUUCUCGCGGGCCGGACGUCGACACAUCCACUUCAGCCGCCAGGCCGGGCGGCACCUGAUCUCCAAUCGGCUCCUCCUCAUCCGCUCCCUACCACUUCAGCCACUGUCGGGACGGCCUCAGUAGCGCCAUCGUGGGGUGUGCUCCUCACCCGAGCUGGUCGGAGGCCGAAGCGGUUGCGAAAACCAACAAAGUGGACCCCAAUCGGCCGCAUCCCCCGGGCCCUCGUGGGUUGGUACCGACUGAAGGGAGGAGGGAAAGGGCAGAAGAUGGCCUCUGCCGGGCCGGGCCAAGUGUUGCAUGCGGCUGGUCUCGGCGAACCGAAGAGAGUGGCGGGAGGCGAGUACUUAAUCCCUUUCCUGUCGCGUCCAUCUGUUUAUUUUCCCUAUCAUGUAAUGAAUAUUGCAGCUCUCUUGUACUUAAAUCCUCCAGAUGUUGCUUUGGUACCUGCACAUGAACAUCUGAACACACACACGCACCCCUCAAGGCGAUUUUAUGUAGGCUCAUUGCGUGCAAGUGUAUGUGUGUGCGAUGACAAGGAGAUGCCAGGAUGGAUCGCACUAGAAGACGACGUCAGACCCCUUUUCGCCAGCCUUGACUUCUGGAGAUUGCCUCGGGCACAAAAUCAACAAGCAUCUUCCAGUAAAGCCAAUCGGCAGCUGGUCAAGAGGAAUGCGCCAUUGUCUUCUGGUGAGCUCAACCAAAUGCUUUCGUUGUUCUAUGGAAGUGAGCUCAACACGUGUGAACUUUGCUUUGUAACUUCUAUUUCCUUUGCCUCCAUCUCGAUUGGAUGUCGCCUGGCCGACCAGAAUGCGGUAGAGUCCUCAUGCGGAUGGCCUUCUGGCGGCAGUGGCCGAAACUAUGGGCCGCCGACUUGCCGACGUUUGUCCAGAUUCUGA